GCUGAGCCAGCAGGGAAACACAUCACAGCACUACAACCACAGCCGGCGAGACGUAAUCACAGGGGAAACGAUCGAGAGAGCGAUAGACACACAGUGAGAGAUACCGUGGGAGACACCGUGAGAGCGUAUAUACACAGCAGGAAGAUUUCAGCGGCGAUACAAAGAUGAAGUUCUCCCAUUCGCUACAGUUCAACGCUGUUCCUGAGUGGUCAUCAAGAUACCUGGCGUAUUCAAACCUGAAGAAGCUGAUCUACAACCUGGAGAGGGAGUUGCUGCAGAGAGGAACCACCUCGGCACUGGAUAAUGAAGCGUCGUACCUCAUUUCCCAAGACCGUGGUGCUCAAGAUAGAGACGCUGUCCGCACCUUUGUUGCUGCUUUGGAUGCAGAGUUGAAGAAGAUUGACAAGUUCUACAAAGAGAAGGAGCUGUCUGCUUACCAGGACUACGAGCUGCUUCUGACCGAUGUCGAGGACUUUGAGAAGAACCUGAGACCCGUGGAGUCGACAGACACCCAAUUCCACUCGAUGAAGAGGGCACGAUCCAUUCCAAACGUGUUGCCUCCUGUACACGAUAGCGAUGACGAUGAUGACGAGCUUGCUGACGGUGCUGGAGACGACGGUGAAGGUGUGACGAGCUUUAGAGGUCGACAGGGCUCCUUGGAGCUGGACCAGAGACUUAGAAGAAACGAGGGGCUCGUACGUUCACGGACACCCGAGUUUUGGGACAGCGAAUACGAUAACAUGCCUACUAGAGACCCGUUCAACGUCCUGGCUGAUAUCAGAAUCACUCUGAAGAGAAGAUCCAUAGCUCUGUUCACGCUCUUGUCGGAGCUGAGAUCGUACAUCGAGCUCAACAAGACCGGGUUCACUAAGAUAUUGAAGAAGUUUGACAAGACUGUCAACACCAAGUUGAAAGAUGAGUACUUGGAGAAACUGGUGAAGGAGUCAUAUGCCUUCAGUGCCUCCACUGAGAAGUUGCUGACAGAGAGAUUAGAAUCAGUAAUUGAAAUCUAUGCAUCCUUAUCAACGAACGGGUCUAUAGAGAUGGCCAAAUCCGAGCUAAGAUUGCAUCUCAGAGAACAUGUCGUCUGGGAACGUAACACUGUCUGGAAAGAUAUGAUUGGAUUGGAAAGAAGGGCCCAGACUGCAACCUUGGCGAAGAAGAAAGGUUCUGGUCCUGGAUCAAAGGAAAUAUUGGUUGGUGAAGAAGACGAACAAGCCGAGGACAACGUUUUAAAGACCAAUACUUUAACACUGAUCGCAAUCUUUAUCAUAACUGUGGUGCUGUUAAUCGUCUCACCUUUUGAACAGAUUGAGCAGAAGAAUUGCUUUGCCCUUCUGGUUUGCUCAUCGCUGUUAUGGGCCACUGAGGCAAUCCCAUUGUUUGCAACAUCGUUAUUGGUUCCACUCUUGAUUGUCGUUCUUGGAGUCUUGAAAGAUGACUCUGGGGAUAGAAUGGACCCUGUUAACUCGUCAAAGUUCAUCCUGUCGGCAAUGUGGUCUUCUGUUAUAAUGCUCUUACUCGGUGGAUUCACACUGGCCGCAGCACUCUCUAAGUACAACAUUGCCAAAAUGGUAUCCACUUGGAUUCUUUCAAAAGCUGGUACCAAUCCGAAAGUUAUCCUUUUCACAAUCAUGACCGUGGCACUUGUGGUGUCGAUGUGGGUUUCAAACGUGGCAGCACCAGUGCUAUGCUAUUCCAUCGUUCAAUCUCUCUUGAGAACUUUACCACGUGGAUCAUACUUCGGUAAACAACUGGUCCUGGGUAUUGCAUUGGCUUCAAACAUCGGUGGUAUGGCAUCUCCAAUUGCGUCUCCUCAAAAUAUCAUCUCCAUUGGGAUGAUGGACCCACAACCUUCCUGGGGCCAAUGGUUUGUUAUUGCAAUCCCAGUUUCAUUAAUUUCUUUGGUUAUCAUCUGGGCCUUUCUCAUUGUCACCUUUAGAUCAUCAGAAAAAAUUGCCAUUGCAGGCAUUAGAACUGUUGACGAUAAGUUCAACAGAACGCAAUGGUACAUUACCUUUGUGACGGUGCUGACCAUAGUUCUAUGGUGCUUGGCUCACCAACUUGAGGGGGUGUUUGGUGAAAUGGGUAUCAUUUCAAUCAUUCCAAUGAUUUUGUUCUUUGGUACUGGCAUUCUUACAGCUGAAGACUUCAAUAACUUCCUAUGGACCAUUGUUGUGCUAGCCAUGGGUGGUAUUGCCCUGGGUAAAGCAGUCUCAACGUCUGGGUUGCUUGAAACAAUUGCCAUAGCUAUCCAGAGAAACGUCCAAGGGUUCUCACUGUUCUCCAUUCUAUUGGUGUUCGGUGCGUUAAUUCUUGUCGUUGCAACUUUUGUCUCUCACACCGUGGCUGCGUUAAUCAUUGUUCCUUUGAUUGCGGAGAUUGGAUCCAAGUUGGACGAUCCACAUCCAAAUUUGUUGAUCAUGGGUGCAGCUUUCCUCUGUUCAGCAGCCAUGGGUUUGCCAACCUCAGGGUUCCCUAACGUUACAGCAAUUUCAUUGGUGGAUGAUUUCGGUGAAAGAUAUCUCACUGUGGGAAACUUCAUUUCCAGAGGUGUUCCUAGUUCCAUAUUUGCCUACCUUGUUGUGGUUACAGUGGGAUUCGUUCUAAUGAGAUUAACAGGGAUGUGAAAGAGCUCUUCUUCUCAUGCGAAUCGUUAAAUUCUGUUGCCAGUUAGUAAACAAAGUAAUAGUUAUAAUACAUGUGUGCAUUUCAUGUUU
This is a messenger RNA of Williopsis jadinii, 2720 nucleotides long. RefSeq names its product Pho91p (gene PHO91). Gene Ontology annotation, molecular function: phosphate transmembrane transporter activity. The transcript has a single exon. Gene Ontology annotation, cellular component: membrane. Lineage: Eukaryota; Fungi; Ascomycota; Saccharomycetes; Phaffomycetales; Wickerhamomycetaceae. The record is from RefSeq and is a predicted model, not a curated record. Bases 165 to 2630 code for a protein of 821 amino acids. Gene Ontology annotation, biological process: monoatomic anion transmembrane transport; phosphate ion transport; polyphosphate metabolic process.